Molecule: messenger RNA, 3745 nt
Organism: Oryzias melastigma (Indian medaka)
Lineage: Eukaryota; Metazoa; Chordata; Actinopteri; Beloniformes; Adrianichthyidae
Gene: tmem260
Product: transmembrane protein 260
Exons: 14
Coding region: 972-2693 (573 amino acids)
Source: RefSeq, a predicted model, not a curated record
UAGGUUUGCUCUGCUCAGAAGUUGGCUCCCAUCCAUUCAAAUUAGUGCUUUGAUUAUGUUCAGAUGGCAACAUUUAUUGAAGUUAAUGCUGCUACUCAGAGGCAUUUUUUUUUUUUUUGCAGAAAUUAUAAAUUGUGAAACCUUGAAAUUCAUCUGGAAUAUUUCCAACACUGCAAGCCUUUGAUGUAUCAAUUUAAAUUAGUCGGGCAGAUUGCCGUGUUUAAUGUGGGGGAAUGUAAGUUGAUAGGCUUGGAAGCCACUUCUCUCUCUUGCAUAAGUUUAAAUGUAACACUUUAGCUUCCCUUUGAUUUGUCAAUUACAGUCCUCUUGGCUCGAUCGUGCGGUUUGAUGGCCAAAUUGCAUGUCUUUUUAUGUUUUCACACCAUGGCCUGACAAGCCUUUGAGGAUGCUGGACGUAAUGAUAAUUACCAUCGAUUGCACUUGGAGGGUUGGGGAAAAACUGGGCUCGCAGAGAUCCGCAGACCUCAGCCACACGACUCCGGAGGAAUGCACCCCUUCAUAGCGGGAUAAUCCCGACAGCUCGAUAUUCAGCUCGCUCUCGUUUAUCUGCUAAAGCUACUCGGAAUCUCUGCUACCUGAGAGGAAUCUCUCCCCGUUCCCGAGCUUAUCCAGGAAACCAGGAGCCGAGGCGCUAGUGAGCUGACAGCCAUCAGAGCAGAAAUAAAAAAAAAAAAAAGCCCUCACAGGUUUGAUCACAUGAUUACGUAACGUGUCUGGCUUCUGUUUUCCCUGGCGGCCCUUUAGAGAAAUGGCACACCUGUGAGAGGCUCCGGCGCCAAAACUGAACCCUCAGUGAACAGGAGAGUGGGCUCAUCGCCAUCUCCUGCCUUGUUCUGCACCCUCAGCUCCUUAUAAGGACCUCCACCAUAUGGUCAUUAUUGUGCAGUCUCUCCUUGAUCAGGUUGGUGGGUCCGGGUCCUGGAGCCGUCCUGGCUGGAGGCGUGUUUGCUAUGUCCAAGCUCAGCUGGCAGUGGUCUAUGGUGGCUGAGGUUUUUACCCUCAACAACCUUUUUGUCGGCCUUCUCUUCUUCUUGACUGUCAGCUUCCACUGUGCCGAAACCCCCAGGCAGAGAUGGAGGACUGCACAGUGGGGGGCACUUUGCUGUGGCUUGGGGCUCUGUAACCAGCACACCUUGGUGCUGUAUGUGUUGGUUACAAUUCCCUGGGUCAUUUACCGACUCCACUCUCUUAAGGAGCUGUCUUUGAACGGCCUUGUGUAUUUGGGGUUGUGUCUUCUUGCUGGCUUUUUGCCGUACAUCUACUUGCCAAUUUCGUCUCACCUCAACACGGCCCGCUGGAGCUGGGGGGACCAGACCACCAUGUCUGGUCUGCUGACCCACCUGCUCAGAACGGAGUACGGCACCUUCAGUCUGGCAAAGACGGAGAGUUCUGUGAACUUGACCACAUUGCUAAAGGCCCAGCUGGACCACUGCACAGCAGAUCUUUCCCCUCCUGUUGUGGCGCUGGCAGGGAUAGGCCUUCUCCUCUCAUCGUGGGACAGGACGUGUCGUCCCAUUUCGUGGCUCCUGGCGGCCAUGCUGCUGAUCUACUCCUUGUUUUUUUCAUGGAGAGCCAACCUAGACAUCAGCAGACCGUUACUGCUUGGAGUGGUUGAGCGUUUUUGGCUGCAGAGCGACGCUGCGGUGUGUGUGCUGGCGGGCAUCGGCUUGAGCCGGACUCACUCUGAGCUGCAGAGGAGGGUGGGAUACGAGAGGCUGUGGAGGACCGUAAGCUGGGUGUUCACUCUUACCUUGCUUGUGCAAAUGGUGCACAACAACCACGGAGAGUGUGAUCAGAGAAAUAACAUGGUGAUCGAGCGCUUCGGCAGAGAGCUUCUGGCUUCUGUACCAAAGGACUCGCUCAUCCUGACCAGAGGAGACCUGCCAGGAAACUCCAUGCGUUACUUACACUACUGUGAGGGCUUGAGGCCGGAUGUUCGCCUCGUUGACCAGGAGAUGAUGACAUAUCCGUGGUAUGUGGCCAAGCUGUCGGCGCACCUCCCUGGGGUCCACUUUCCUGGCCACUGGUGGGAUCCGGUCCAACACGAGGACAAAGACACCUUCAGUCUCGAGCAAUUUUUGUCCCACAACACAAAGAGGGAUGUGUUCGCCUGCAUCGGCCUGCCUGAUGGAGACUUGAGCUGGGAACAUAGUUUCGCUCGUUGGCCCUUUGGGGUUUGCGACCACUUGGUGCCCGUGCAGAGACCGUUCCACCCUGAACAGUGGGCUCAGCGCACUCAGAGCAUCUACAAAUGGACUGAACCUCACAACAGUUUCCAUCCUGCAUCUUGGGAGCGUGUCGCUAACGAGGAGAUGUGGCAAGCCAGGAUGAAAACAGCUUUCUUUCUGUUUGACCUGGCAGAAAGGAUGGAGGGUGAAGCCAGGGCUCGCCUCUUUGAGUUAUCGUACGCUCUGUACAGAGAGAUCGUGGACGCCCACUCAAACUACCCUCCAAACUGGGACAAGAACCUGGCACUGGCGUGCGAGAGGCUGCUCCGUUCAGGUCAGCGGGGCCACAGUCCAGACAGCCUGCUGACCUGCAGCGCCCAGCACUUUAGUCUCUACUUAGAGAAGGAGCCCACUGAUCCACAGGCGCCAGCCAUACGCUCAGCCAUCACUCACCUGCUCAAAGAGAAAGAGAGGCUCCGCCAAACCCGCACCAACACCCCAUGAGACGGUUGGGGAAAACCUGAAUGGAGCUGGAAUAUGAGCGGUUAGCAAUUCACUUUUUUUGUAUGGAUUCAGACUUUUAAAAAGAAACUUUUUUGGAAAGGGAAACUAAACUCAAACACUGUGCCAAACUUCUUUUGAUAAAAACUGACCACGCUUGACUCCAAGAAGUCCGCUGACCUCAAUCAAGCCCCGUCUGCUCCUCAUAAACUCAACCAUUCAAAUUCUUUAUCUUCAGAUCUCAUUCUUUUUUUUUUUCUUCUUUCCUUCUCGUCCUCUGCUCUCAGAGCUUUAAUGUGCUGAUUAUUUUGCCUUGGCCUCUGCUCUGCCUGUUUUUCUCACACAGGGAUGGAAAGACUGAGAUUGAGGGAAACCCAAUUCAGAGGCAGAAAUGGGGGAUUAGAGCCGCUGUUUAAUCUAGGACAGACUUGUGCUGUGCCAAGUAGUCCUCACUACACAUUACCAGUGCUGCACUCCCAUCCCUCUAUCCCUCCAUCAGCGGUCCGUUUAAAUGUUUAAAACUAAUGGACGCGAUAAGUGUUUUUUUUUUCCUCUCUUACUUCCUAACAGGAGGGCUGUAAUCCCUCACGGAUUUAAAUUAAAUGUAAAAUGUCACAAUGCCAGGGACCCUUUUAGAGGUGUUUUUGUCUGUGUGUUGUUUUGAUUUUUUUUUUUUUUUUUUUUUUGUGGACAAAUGCCUAAAUCUCCACCAAAGCUUUUUCCCUGCCACACUGGCGUUUGAUAACCAGAUUGGCACAAUAAGACAAACAGAUGCAAACUCCAGGGAUGCAUGUAGACGCAGAAAAAAAGGCUCAACUUUGAGGAAAAAGAGAGGUCAAUUAAAAGUCUACAGUUUUCUAAGGAUCUGACAUACUUGAUUUUUAGUUUUUAUUUUCGGAGUUACUUGCUGAGUUACAAGUUUUAAAAACAUGUCUUAAAACUAAGAAAUAAUAUUCUUGAAGUUUAAUAUGUAUUUCCUGUUGGCAGGAUGAGUUUUAUAAAACAAUUAAUGUUUACAUCAUUUAAGUUUCUAAUAAAUAUUUUUUUAGAAAGUU